AUCAUGCAUUUUCAACUAGAUUUAUUACUGUGUCGCAGUCAAAAUGUGUUUUUUAUGAACAAUCUACAGUGAACAUACAAUUAUUUCUCGAAUGUGUGGUAUAUAUGAGACUUGCUAAAGAUAAGAGAUUACUACUAUAUACAGUAACACUUACAGAAAUAAACUAGCUGGGCGUGGCAGGUAAUGUUUCAGUUUCUAGUGGCAACUCAGCUUAAAAAAUCCUUGCCUUCUCUGUUGAAUAAAAUAAACACCAGAACUACCAUUGAUAACCACUUCAAAGAAAAUUCUCUUCUUCGUAUGGAGUUAUCGUCGUGGAUACCUUACCUUCCAAUCCUCCUUCCUCUUCUCAUCUUCCCAUUUUAUCUUCUGAGAGUUGGAAUUAAACCCAAAGAUCCAGACAGACUCAAGUUUCCACCAAGCCCUUCUAAGCUUCCCAUCAUUGGUAAUUUUCAUCAACUUGGUGAGACGCCACACCGAUCUUUAUGGGAACUCUCUAAAAAGUAUGGUCCGGUCAUGCUUCUGCAUCUCGGCAGUGUACCGACUCUUGUUGUCUCAUCAGCAGAAGCUGCAGAAGAAGUCCUGAGAAGAAAUGACCUUGAGUUUUGCAGUAGACCACGUUCAGUUGGUCCAAAACGCCUUUCUUACAACUUCUUAGAUAUUGCUUUUGCGCCUUAUGGAGAUUACUGGAGAGAAAUUCGAAAAGUAUGUGUUCACGAACUUUUUAGUGCGAAGAGAGUUCAAUCUUUUGGAGCUUUGAGAGCAGAAGAAGUUGCAGCCAUGAUUCACUCUAUAUCUAAAUCCAGUAUUUCUACAACUCCAGUUGAUAUUGUUCAAAAGUCAUUAUCUCUUACUGAUCAAAUUAUGUGCAAAGUUGCUUUUGGCACGAGUUAUGAGUUUGGAAGUGGUAGAUUUCAAGAAAUUGUUUAUGAAGCUAUUGAUAUGUUAGGAAGUUUCACUGCAACAGAUUUUUUCCCUGGAGUAGGUUGGAUUAUUGACAGACUGACUGGAAUGCAUGGAAGACUUGAGAAGAGCUUCCAUGAUUUAGAUACUUUUUAUCAGAAAAUCAUCGACGAGCAUCUCGAUCCGCAAAGAAUUAUAUCAGGCCAUGAAGACAUCAUAGAUGUUCUGCUCAAACUAGAGGACCGACGUAGCUCAAUCCGUCUAACCAAAGACCAUAUCAAGGCAGUUCUUAUGAAUUUAUUUCUUGCUGGAGUAGAGACAACUGCAGUUACCAUAGGUUGGGCAAUGUCAGAGCUGAUUAGAAGCCCUGCAUCAAUGAAGAAAGUACAAGAGGAAAUCAGAAGUUACGCAGGAAAUAAAGGGAAGGUAGAAGAAGUAGAUCUUGAUCAUCUUCAGUACCACAAAAUGGUAGUCAAAGAGACACUAAGACUUCACCCACCACUGCCAUUGCUGAUUCCUCGAGAGAGUAUACAACAGAGUAAGAUCGACGGAUACGACGUAUUACCGGAAACCAGGGUAUAUGUAAACGUGUUUGCGAUCGGAAGGAAUCCAAAGGAUUGGGAAAAUCCUGAUGAAUUCUUUCCAGAGAGAUUCAUAGACAACUCUAUUGAUAUUAGAAGACAAUCUUUUGAUUUUUUACCGUUUGGAGCAGGUCGAAGAGUGUGUCCGGGUAUUAGUAUGGGGCUCGCGACGGUGGAACUGGCACUGGCGAAUCUAUUGUACUGUUUUAAUUGGGAAUUGCCAAAUGGAAUGAGUAAAGAAGACGUAAAGAUGGAUGAAUCAUCUGGACUUACAGUUCACCAGAUAUCUGUUCUUCACCUUGUGCCUAUCAAACAUAUAUAAUUGUUGUUCCCAAUUAGCUAGACAAGACGCAUGAUGAACGAAAUUACUCAAAUGGGUGAUUGGAUUCUAUUUGCUUAUCUUGUAAUGGGUGUUUCGCCAAUCAAAUGAAAUAAUGCUGCUAUGAACU
This is a messenger RNA of Papaver somniferum (opium poppy), 1930 nucleotides long. Its product is annotated as cytochrome P450 71B10-like. The record is from RefSeq and is a predicted model, not a curated record. Gene Ontology annotation, molecular function: monooxygenase activity; iron ion binding; oxidoreductase activity, acting on paired donors, with incorporation or reduction of molecular oxygen. NCBI's taxonomy places the organism in Eukaryota, Viridiplantae, Streptophyta, Magnoliopsida, Ranunculales, Papaveraceae. The transcript has 2 exons. Bases 184 to 1803 code for a protein of 539 amino acids.